AUGAAUUCUCGAACUCGUGACCAAGAUCACCUGAGUCUUAUUAUCUGUUACAUCCCCCGGAGCCUUCGGGGAGUGGUCUUUCUUCAUGAGCUUUGUUCCUGUGGGUGGUACCUGCUGUGUUAUAUCAGUGAUGCGGCACAGCGGCGUUUAGACGUGGACAUCUCUGCUGUCGAGAUGAAGGUACUGCUACUCGGUGUGGUAGGACUCCUGGGCUUCAGUCUGGCUGGAGCUCAGAAUGUGACUAAAUGCUCCCUGAAGAGUCAGCUGAAGGAGAAAAUCGACAACCUGCCAGAGAAAAUUAAGCAAGCAGGACUGACUGCAGACACCUUCGUGGCCAAGCUUGUCUGUUAUGUGGAGAACGGUUCAAACUUCAGCACCAGUGCUGUGACUGAGCUGAGUCAUGACCGUGGAAGUCCUGCCAGCGGGCCCAGCCGGAAGCGCCGCGACACCCUCGAUUUGCUGAGCAAUGGGGACGAAAAGAAGAACGCGACCCUUUACGGCCUUUUCCAGCUCCCCGGGGACCCAGUUUGCAAUGACAACAACAGUCCCAAUGUGUGUGGCAUGGACUGCAGACGCUUGACCGAUGACAAGAUAGACGACGACAUCCACUGUGUGUUGACUCUCAUCGCCAAAAUUGUCGAACAAGGCUUUGGAGCUCAGAACAUCCAGGAGUUAACAAAAGUGUUCAGGCUCAUGAUGCAGCCGCAGUGCAAAAACGCCCACUAUGACGUCUACUUCCACGAGUGUCACUAGUUUCUUACAGUUAGCUCCUUAAACGCCGCUGGACUGCUCAGGCUUGUUUCUCAGCAGUGAUGAAUGAAUAAAAGCAUGAAGCAUGUA
Nothobranchius furzeri (turquoise killifish) is the source of this 840-nucleotide messenger RNA. Its product is annotated as alpha-lactalbumin. The record is from RefSeq and is a predicted model, not a curated record. Gene Ontology annotation, molecular function: lysozyme activity. Lineage: Eukaryota; Metazoa; Chordata; Actinopteri; Cyprinodontiformes; Nothobranchiidae.